Messenger RNA from Salvia splendens (bonfire salvia), 753 nucleotides. RefSeq lists its product as uncharacterized. Lineage: Eukaryota; Viridiplantae; Streptophyta; Magnoliopsida; Lamiales; Lamiaceae. The coding region runs from base 1 to 753 and encodes 250 amino acids. The record is from RefSeq and is a predicted model, not a curated record. The transcript is spliced from 2 exons.
AUGUCAAGUCUUACUUAUCCAAAGCUGUCUUUGAAUGUCUUCAUCGACAAAUUGAAAACAAAGGUAUUAUUUGCAGAAGCCAACAGCGAUUUCAUCAACGUUCUGCUGAGCUUCAUCACCCUUCCAUUAGGAAAAAUCGUCACAAUUCUCCAAAACCACAACGGAUCAGACGAGGCAGCCUCCAUCGGAAGCUUAACCAACCUCUACAAAGGCUUGUCUGACCUUGACACCGCUUAUUUCUCCACUCCAGGCGCUAAGGAAAUGCUGCUGAAUCCACGGAGUUCUUUCCGAGCAGAAUGGCGCAAACUAGCGGUUGAUGUUACCGGCGCAGAGCCGCUGCAAUACUACUGCUGUGAAGACGGUAAUUGCUCUAGAAAUGCUUUUGAUAAUAUCAGCGUGUAUUCCGAUAUAGCUACGUGUGAGUGUGGGAGAUCGUUGAACAGAGGAGUACGCAUUGAAGAAGGCCGGGGCGAUGACCAGGCUGAAGCUUUCAUCUGUCAGCUGCUCAAGUUGUGGUUAACUUCUGAAACCCCAUUAACGGACAUGAUAAUGAAGGACACUCUGGAUAACCCAGAAUCUGAUUAUUGGUGGCUCUACAAUGAUGAUCGUCAUAAGAUUUAUAAUUAUGCUGCUACAGAGUCCAGAAAAUUGGUCUUGAGAGCAUUCUUUCAUAAAUCCACGAAUAAAUUCUUGUUUGCAGAAGCUACUGAUGAGUUUGUAGAGCUUCUUUUCAGCUUUCUUGCUAUUCCUUGA